Molecule: messenger RNA, 243 nt
Organism: Globicephala melas (long-finned pilot whale)
Lineage: Eukaryota; Metazoa; Chordata; Mammalia; Artiodactyla; Delphinidae
Product: protein FAM229B-like
Source: RefSeq, a predicted model, not a curated record
AUGCCUUUUCAGUUUGGGACCCAACCAAGGAGGUUUCCAGUGGAAGGGGGAGAUUCUCCAGUCGGGCUGGAGCCUGGGCUGAGCUCCAGUGCUGCCUGUAAUGAGAAAGAGAUGUCACCAGCCAGGCAACUCGGAAGAUGCCCUGGAAGUCAUGGCCCGACAAUAACUGAUGUUCCCAUCACUGUCUGUGCAACAAUGCGAAAGCCACCAGCACAAAGCAGCAAGGAAAUGCAGUCUAAAUAG